AUGUCAGGAAGUUUAUCUACUAGGGUCAUGAAUAUGAAAUUCAUGCAAAAGGCCGAUAGUCCAAAGGUGAAUGAGGGUCGUGAAGAAGAAAAGCGAACGCUCAAGGAUGUGUCGGAGUGGUCAUUGCCCCAUCUGGCGAAAGUGUUGAAAAUGGCACUGCAUACACCUAAGGUAGAGGUCCUCGGAUACGGUUCCAUACUAAACGAUCGAAACUAUACGACACGGAAAUUCCAGGCACCGAAUGACAAAGAGGUGUUGGGUAGUGGUGAACAACAACAUGAAACAAGGGAGCUCAGUAACCUUUGGAAGAAAAGGAAACCAGAUGGCUCACCUGACAGAGGUCAAAAGAGGCGAGCUAUUUGA
This is a messenger RNA of Lodderomyces theae, 363 nucleotides long. RefSeq lists its product as uncharacterized. The transcript has a single exon. Bases 1 to 363 code for a protein of 120 amino acids. Lineage: Eukaryota; Fungi; Ascomycota; Pichiomycetes; Serinales; Debaryomycetaceae. The record is from RefSeq and is a predicted model, not a curated record.